This is a messenger RNA of Talpa occidentalis (Iberian mole), 1297 nucleotides long. It is a transcript of the gene SH2D2A, whose product is annotated as SH2 domain containing 2A. NCBI's taxonomy places the organism in Eukaryota, Metazoa, Chordata, Mammalia, Eulipotyphla, Talpidae. Gene Ontology annotation, cellular component: cytoplasm. The record is from RefSeq and is a predicted model, not a curated record.
AUGGAGUUCUCCCUCGCCCAGAUAGGCCCCCAAGGGAGCCGAAACGUCCCUGCCCCAACCUUCAGCACCUUCCAGCCAGUGAGCCUGACCCACCGGAGCUGUCAGGGUGUGGAACUACUUCCGGGACCCAGACUCCAGGCCCUGAAAACCAAAGAGGCAGAACCCAUCUCCAGGAACCUUGUUGUCCAGGCUGCGGCAUCUCUCCAGGUCCCGGGAGCUGCCUCCAAGCCAGAGGACACUGGGCAGGCUGAGGAGGUGCCCAGGGAAGGAGGCCUCUCCCUGCAAGAUGAGACCCGGGCUUGGUUCCAAAAGACCCAGGCCCACUGGCUCCUGCAGCACGGGGCAGCCCCCACCUGGUUUCAUGGCUUCAUCACCCGGAGGGAGGCCGAGAGGCUGCUGGAGACCCAGCCUCAGGGAUGCUACCUGGUGCGAUUCAGCGAAAGCGCCGUGACCUUUGUGCUGACUUACAGGAGCCGUACUUGCUGCCGCCACUUCCUACUGGCCCAGCUUGGGGACGGACGCCACGUGGUGCUGGGUGAAGACAGCGCCCACGCGCGGCUGCAAGACUUGCUGCAGCACUACACCGCCUGCCCACUCAGCCCCUACGGGGAGACGCUCACCCAGCCCCUCGCGCGCCAGACUCCACAGCCCGCGGGACUUCCCCUAAAAAGUGAAGAACCACACUCUAGAAGCAAAAACCAGGAACCACACCCCCAAUAUAGUUCAGUCCUCAAAAAGGAGCAGCCCGCAGCCCCCACGCAGAAAGAGGAGACCAGUGAGCCCAAAGAGCCCUCGCAGCCGCCCAGACCCAAGCCUCCCCUUCCCGCCAAGCCUCAGCUGCCCCCGGAAGUCUACACAAGUCCUGCUCCCAGGCCUGGUCGGGUUCCUCCGAAACCUCGUCCGACGCCGCCCCCCAAACCCUCCAACCCCAUCUACAACGAGCCUGAUGAACCCAUUGCUUUCUAUGCCAUGGGCCGGGGCAGCCCCGGGGAGGCCCCUAGCAACAUCUACGCGGAGGUGGAGGGGCUCUCAGGGACCGAGGGCCCGCCAUGGCGCGGGGCCGUGCGGAAGUGCCGCUCCAGGCUUGCCCCAGGAAGCCAGAAUCCAGGUGAACAGAAACUGCGUUCUGAGAACUCUGUGGCUGGACAAGGCCCUCCCCUUGUGCCCCGCUGUGGGCACACCCUGCCCCACAACCUUUCUAAACUGGUGCUUCAAGGUCAGGCAUGGCUCCACCUGGGACCUCCUCAGUAGCUGGUGAGUCAGAGCUGGGGAGGACUUGGAACAUCAGGUCCAGAAA